This is a messenger RNA of Penaeus indicus, 1908 nucleotides long. It is a transcript of the gene T3dh, whose product is annotated as hydroxyacid-oxoacid transhydrogenase, mitochondrial-like. The record is from RefSeq and is a predicted model, not a curated record. Lineage: Eukaryota; Metazoa; Arthropoda; Malacostraca; Decapoda; Penaeidae. Gene Ontology annotation, molecular function: metal ion binding; alcohol dehydrogenase (NAD+) activity. Bases 234 to 1631 code for a protein of 465 amino acids. Gene Ontology annotation, cellular component: mitochondrion. The transcript is spliced from 10 exons.
CAGUUUGUGAUUGCGCAUAAACAGUUAUUCAAUAUUGUUAAAAAAAUAUGUAAGAAAUAAUGAUAAGGACUGAACACAGUGGUUUGACCAAGUCAUCAAAUGCCCAUAUACACGAGAAACAAAGAAAUGGGCAACAGUAGAGAGAUGGCAACUUCGGGGACAGUUGCAUACUAGUAAAUUGACUCUCAUAAUCCAUCCAACCAUCAGAUAGUUAUUGGGAAGAGAAGCUCAUCAUGGCAGGACGCGGAAAAGCACUAAAUUUGCUAAAACACAUUUCCUCGGCAACAUGCCAGUGCCCGGCCCAUUCUGGCGGCUGGUCGCACAUGGCCCACUCCACAAAGGCAACCAAAACCACCGAUUAUGCCUUUGAGAUGGCCUGCUCCACAGUGCGCUACGGCCCUGGAGUGACUAAGGAAAUAGGCCAGGACUUGGAGGCCAUGGGUGCCAAGCGAGUUCUGGUCAUGACUGACAAGACCCUGGCCAAGAUGUCCCCUGUUGGAGUUGUUGUCAACUCCCUUACAAAAUAUAAUGUCAACUUUUCUGUUUUUGAUAAUGUAAGAGUUGAACCCACUGAUGUGAGUUUUAAAGAAGCCAUCAAUUUUGCAAAGGAAGGAGAGUUUGAUGCUUAUGUGGCAGUAGGAGGGGGAUCUGUCAUGGACACAUGCAAGGCAGCCAAUCUGUACGCAUCAGACCCGGCUGCAGACUUCCUGGAUUAUGUGAAUCCUCCUAUUGGCAAGGGCAAGCCAGUCACAGCUAAGCUUUCACCACUCAUUGCAGUGCCUACGACAGCUGGCACAGGCAGUGAGACGACAGGAGUGGCCAUCUUCGACUACGAGCCACUGAAGGCCAAGACGGGCAUUGCCAAUCGUGCACUUAGGCCAACUCUGGGCAUAAUUGACCCUCUCCACACACUCCUCAUGCCCGAGAGAGUAGCUGCCUAUAGUGGUUUUGAUGUUUUGUGCCAUGCCCUGGAGUCGUACACUGCCAUUCCUUAUCAUGACCGGUCACCCUGCCCAGAGAACCCCCUGCAGCGCCCGGCAUACCAAGGCUCAAACCCCAUAUCUGAUGUGUGGUCUAUUCAUGCUCUUGGAGUUCUUGCAAAGUACUUUAAAAGGUCCGUGUACAAUGCCGAUGAUGUAGAAGCCCGAUCCAAGAUGCACUUGGCAAGCACUUUUGCUGGUGUUGGGUUUGGCAAUGCUGGCGUUCACCUCUGUCAUGGCAUGUCUUAUCCCAUUGCUGGAAAUGUGAGGAAUUUCUUGCCCAGUGAUUACGAAUGUGAUCACCCCAUUAUACCUCAUGGGCUGUCAGUGGUGAUGACAGCUCCAGCUGUCUUCCAGUUUACUGCCUCCAUGUGCCCAGAGAGACACAUUGAAGCAGCAAAGGUGCUUGGGAAGGAUGUGACUAAAGUUAAAAGGGAAGAUGCAGGCCUUGUUUUGGCUGAUGUUCUCCGUGAGUUCAUGCAUGAAAUGAAGGUAGACAAUGGACUGGGAGCUCUUGGCUACACAACAGAUGACAUCCCUGCUUUGGUGAAAGGGACUCUCCCACAACAUCGAGUGACAAAACUGGCACCAAGGGAACAGAGUGAGGAGGACCUGGCAACCCUCUUUGAAAAUUCAAUGAAAGUUUUCUAAGUUGCAGAAAAUAUUUUGUAAUGUCUAGGGAAAAUGUGGUAAUACUAAUUUGAACUGACUGUUGCUAGAUGGUCCUGUUUCUCUUGCAUGUUGUUGAACACUAAUAGUCUAUUUUUUAAGCAAGUAAAGAUGUUUUUAAUGUUGUUUAGUGUAACAUUAAUAACUACCAUUUUGAGAGACUACACAAAUUAUGUAAUGAAUUUAAUUUUGGUUCUUUGAAAUUAUUUAUGCAAAUACUUUUCAGAAUGAUGUUCACAAAUAAAUGUUUUAUUAAUUA